AGGUUUGUGUUAUGCCAACCCAAGCUGAACCUUGCACUGAGGGGUACAGCCAUAGCGACAGAGCUUCGUCGUGCCCCAGUUGAUGGAGGCAGCACUAUCGCUUCUUUACUACCUACUAUCAACAGAUCACGGCGCUGUCACCACCAUGCUGGCGACGCCGGAGAGGUCACUGCAGUGGGACUUGGAAGCAUCCGACUCUGUUUCGCCGUCAAUGACGCUUGAGAGCGCACUCUACCAUCUCUUCCAAGUCGCGCACAUUGUCAACCGCAAAGAGCAUGUCGAAGCGAUGCAAGCCCCCGACAUCAUACCUCUCACCCGCAUUUUUGAGCAAUGUUUUUCCAGAGACACAAGCUCGGCCACGAUAUUUGCGCCAGUCUCACGCCAGUGCAUGCUUCCGAAGCAUCUUUCUGGCUGGCAGCUUCGCUCUGUCGGAAACGAGCUCCUUUCAAAUGUGCUACUUACAUUGCAUCAGUUUCCGACGCUUUCGUACAACAGCCAAGUGCUGCUGACAAGCUCUAUUCUCGUGAUUGCUCGUCAGACAUCGCUUUGCCAGAAGCAGAGCCGCGAAGCCAAGACACCAUUGAUAGACCCAUAUAUUUGCAACCUGAUAUGUACCUUGGAGAUGAUUCAUGAAAAGUUCACCGUCUACAUCAUCGAAGACAACAUAUUGGAUGUUCAAGCCAAGAUGGAGAGAAUCAAGAGCGAUAUCGGCUCUGGGCCCAUCAACAGCCGCCAACCGACCGAGAGACAGCAUAGUCGGAAAGGAGAUGCGCCGCAUUUGUCGGCCCUGCCCACCGUUCGACCGUCGGACCUGCAGAGUUCCGAGACGAGACAGCCACCUCGACCGGUGGUGCCGACACCUUCGGGCCGUGGCCGGCGCUCCUCGUUCUUUGUCCGUCGCCCGCCUCGUACCCACGAAAACGAAACCAAGGUCCUGCGCUCAUGUUUGGUCCUCCGUGAGUUUGCCGUUGAGCUUUCGGAAGUUCUGUUCAUCAAUCAGCGAGCCAGCAACUUCAUGCCGGAGGACGAUUCGGUUGAUUGGUAGGCUGUGACUGUAGUAUCGAAAGUUGGUUGGUCCAGCCCGAAGCGCCCGUGCUCGACUCUUCCGGGCAAAGCGAGGUGCGAAGGAGCGUCUGGCCCAUCACCCUGAUUACUCCACGACGUCACCAAUGAGAAAUUAAGACAGGUGGUAUUCGCUCUUAUGAAAAUAGAACUCGUG
Polychytrium aggregatum is the source of this 1219-nucleotide messenger RNA. RefSeq lists its product as uncharacterized. The transcript is spliced from 5 exons. Bases 83 to 1045 code for a protein of 320 amino acids. The record is from RefSeq and is a predicted model, not a curated record. NCBI's taxonomy places the organism in Eukaryota, Fungi, Chytridiomycota, Chytridiomycetes, Polychytriales.